UUACAGACCAAUACCAUCGCUGCGCCCGCCGCGCCAUCCACCACUCCGUUUUACCUCAGUCAGCAACAUGGAAGCCAAAAUUCCUUAGUCUCUCUUUCGUCAGGGCUGACCUAUUGGAGGUUAGACGAGAAGGAAAUGUAUCAAGCAUUGCCUAAGAAUUUAGGGAAUGAAUUUUCUACGUUCUCAACAAAGGACUCCUCUGAACAGCUGUCUUCCAGUGACGAGCUGAAGCUUAUGUCCUUAAAGGAGAUUUAUCAUAAGAAACAGAAGGAAGACAAGCAACUUGUAGAGUGGGAUUUCACUCCUCUCCACUCCACUCAUCCCCCAGAGAUCCUUACGCUCGACCCAACGCUCCACAUGAAACCGAGCGAGCGGAACGCGGGGCGGCCUUUGCCUAGGUUCUACGCCAGCCCAGAGCCGGCACCGUUUUCUCCCGAUUCCAUGGCAGGUCCUGCUUUUUCGCUUCCUUCGGAGGCGGAUUCCUUUUCUCCCACGAGCACGGUGGUGUCCCCUCGCUCCGCCGAGUCUCCCCGAUACGCCCCUCGCUCAGCAGCGGCCUUGCAUGUGGGUCCCUGGGGCGCUUGUGAAUUUCAGAACGCAGCCAACGUCGCUGGCUCUCCUCAUCGAGACCGUGAGAUUUUGGACAUGGGUGACAACGACAACUUAACCCUCACACCAUCUUCCGAAGCCCGAUCCCCGAUUCCGUCGGCUGAUAAUCGUUUGACGCAGCAGGAACUUUCCGUGCCUUGCGUGGAAGAUCCCCUGGUGCUCUCCAAGUGCGAGCAGCUAGAAACCUCUCUGCACGAAGCCAACGGCCGGAUGCGAUCUCUUGAAAAUAAAAACAAGGCCUUAGAGAUGGAAAUAACCGAUUGGCGGGAGCGCUCCGGCGCCCUCAGUACCACCACCAAAUCCUUGCAGGAGCGCAUCGAAGAGAUGCGCACGAGCGGCAAGGACAAAGACAACACCAUCAGCCGCCUCAAGAGGAGACUCCGAGAUCUGGAAGAGGCCUUUGAGAAAGUUUACAAGCUCUCUGACAACAAGGAUGCCCGGUUAAAGGAAGAAAACAAGAUGUUUCAAAACCUUUUGGGAGAAUACGAAUCCCUCGGGAAGGAGCACGAACGAGUUAAGGAUUCUUUAAAUAUUACUGAGAACAAAUUACUCGAUGCGCACACUCAAAUCUCUGAUUUGAAGAGGUAAUAUUGGACCCUUUAAUUCUAGAAAAGCAAUGAAACGACCAAAGAUUCUCCAGUUUUUAUAUUUUUAAUUGCAUUUUUAUCAGCAUAUGUCACGAUUAACUUAACUGCGUCUUCAUUGAAGGUUACUGUCCAGCAAAGUCGCUAAAUCAAAUCUAGCAAAAAACUAGCUUAUAAAACUCUGGGCAUAGACCUUUAAUUAAAAAAAAUAUUUCAAGUUGAAAGGGAAAUCCGACUUAUUCUCUUUGUUUCAUUCCAGUGUUUAUCGUUUUCCAGAAUUGUUGAGCGUUAGAUCUUUGUCACCAAAUAUGGAAGAAUGAUUUAACCCAAUCGUAACAUUUCCAGCAGUUUUUAUUUCUGAGCAAAGUUUUUAUUUUAUUUUUUCUUAACAUACAGAUAAUAUAAUCCAAAGCACAUCUAUACAUCUUAACAAACAUUUUUUCAAUAUUCAAUAGUACAUCAGCUAACUACAGCUAGAAUAGCAUUUGCCCAAUGCUGGAAACAAA
This is a messenger RNA of Thamnophis sirtalis, 1699 nucleotides long. The record is from RefSeq and is a predicted model, not a curated record. NCBI's taxonomy places the organism in Eukaryota, Metazoa, Chordata, Lepidosauria, Squamata, Natricidae.